CGAGCAGGGACGGGCGCCGCCGCCGCCGCUAUGGAUCUAUUCGACUUUUUCAGGGACUGGGAGUUGGAGCAGCAGUGUCACUACGAACAAGAUCGUAGUGCACUUAAGAAAAGGGAAUGGGAACGGAGGAAUCAAGAAGUUCAGCAAGAAGAUGGUCUCUUUUCUUCAGGCUUUGAUCUUUUUGGGGAGCCGUACAAGGUAGCUGAAUAUACAAACAAAGGUGAUGCCCUUGCCAACCGGGUCCAGAACACGCUUGGAAACUAUGAUGAAAUGAAGGAUUUGCUAACUAGCCAUUCUAAUCACAAUCAUCUAGUGGGGAUCCCAAAGAAUUCUGUGCCCCAGACACCCAUCAACAAAAAUGAAUCGAGCUUUUUUCCAGAACAAAAGAACCGAAUGAUCCCACCACAUCAAGAUAAUACCCACUCCUCCUCGGCACCAAUGCCUCCACCCUCUGUCGUGAUCCUGAAUUCCACUCUAAUACAUAGCAACAGAAAACCGAAACCUGAGUGGUCACGAGAUAGUCAAAAUACUAGCACUGGACCAGCAAGCCAGGCCAGCAGUCAGCCAAACAAGAUACAGACUUCCACACAGGACCAGCCUCAAGCCAGAUUGGAAGACUUCUUUGUCUAUCCGGCUGAGCAGCCCCAAACUGGUGCAGUUGAAGAGUCAAACCCAUCUGCCAAGGAAGAAAGAAACACCAAGUCUAGUGGAGAAGAGGCUUUCAAAGAAAUCUUUCAAUCCAACUCACCUGAAGAAUCUGAAUUUACAGUGCAAACACCUGGCUCUCCCCUAGUUGCCUCGUCUUUGCUAGCUCCCAGCAGUGGCCUUUCCAUUCAGAACUUCCCACCAGGGCUUUACUGCAAAACAAGCAUGGGUCAGCAAAAGCCGACUGCCUAUGUAAGACCCAUGGAUGGCCAGGAACAGACACCAGACAUCUCUCCAACACUGAAACCUUCCAUUGAAUUUGAAAACAGCUUUGGGAAUCUGUCUUUUGGGUCCCUCUUGGAUGGAAAACCCAGUACUGCCAGUUCAAAGACUAAACUGCCCAAGUUCACCAUUCUCCAAACAAGUGAAGUAAGCCUUCCUAGUGAUCCAAGCUGUGUUGAGGAAAUCUUGCGGGAAUCUCAACAUCUGACCCCAGGAUUCACCUUACAAAAGUGGAGUGACCCAACUAGCAGAGCUUCGACGAAGAUGCUUGAGGAUGACCUGAAGCUGAGCAGUGAUGAGGAUGACCUUGAGCCUGUGAAGACCUUGACCACGCAGUGCACAGCUACUGAGCUGUACCAGGCUGUUGAAAAGGCAAAACCUAAGAAUAAUCCUGUGAAUCCACCCUUGACCACACUCCAGCCCCCGCCCACAGUGCCAGCCAAUGGGGGAUCCGGCAGCUCCAGUGAGUCAGAGAGCAGCUCUGAAUCAGACUCUGACACUGAAAGCAGCACCACUGACAGUGAAUCCAACGAGGCACCUCGUGUGGCCACUCCAGAGCCUGAACCACCCUCCACCAACAAGUGGCAGCUGGAUAAAUGGCUUAACAAAGUAACAUCCCAGAACAAGUCAUUUAUUUGUGGCCAAAAUGAAACACCCAUGGAGACUAUUUCCCUGCCUCCUCCAAUCAUACAACCAAUGGAAGUCCAGAUCAAAGGGAAGUCAAACCCCCGCCAGGUCUUGCCUGAACCCAAAGAACGGCCUCUCCUCAGUCUCAUUAGGGAGAAAGCCCGUCCACGGCCCACCCAGAAAACUCCAGAAUCAAAAGCUCUGAAGCAUAAGUUAUCGACCACUAUUGACACAGCUUCUCAAAGGACAAUUGGGAAGAAACAGCCCAAAAAGGUUGAGAAAAACACCAGCAUUGAGGAGUUUACCUGGCCGAAACCAAAUAUUACCAGCAGCACUCCCAAAGAAAAAGAGAGCGUGGAGCUUCCUGAUCCGCCCAGAAGCCGUAACAAAGCCACUGCCCACAAACCAGUCCCGAGGAAAGAACCAAGGGCUCACAUCCCCUUGGCUGCUGAGAAGAAGAAGUAUAGAGGGCCAAGCAAGAUCGUGCCAAAGUCCCGGGAAUUCAUUGAAUCAGAUUCAUCUACAUCUGAUUCCAACACAGACCAAGAAGAAACCCUGCAGAUCAAAGUCCUGCCUCCCUGCAUCAUUCCUGCAACUAAUAAUGCCAAAUCCAAGGAGACCUCUGCUGCCAACCUAUCUCUCAGCAGCUUGAUCAGCAGCAGCAACAAUAACCCAUCCAUCAAUAAUGAAGAGCCAGCUUUCUCGCCCAUUCCGGCCAUGCAAACUGAGCUUCUGUCCCCUCUUCGAGAUCAUGAGAACCUGAAAAACCUCUGGGUGAAAAUUGACCUUGACUUACUUUCUAGAGUACCUGGCCACAACUCACUCUCAGCCACACCCACCAAGCCAGACCACAAGGAGACUGCCUCGAAACCCAAGCGUCAAACAGCUGCCACAGCUGUGGACAAACCUGCCAUUAAGGGCAAGCGUAAGCACAAGCCAGCAGAAGUCGUGGAGAAAAUCCCUGAGAAGAAGCAACGCCUGGAGGACACCACUACUAUCUGCCUGCUCCCCCCCUGCAUCUCACCAGCCCCAUCCCACAAGCCUCCCCAUGCUAGAGAAAAUAAUUCUAGAAGAGCAAAUAGAAGAAAAGAAGAAAAGCUUUUCCCUCCUCCACUUUCCCCACUGCCAGAGGACCCUCCACGUCGCAGAAAUGUCAGUGGCAAUAAUGGUCUCUUCAGUCUAGACAAAAACAUCUCCAUGACUGGACAGAUCACCUCUACAAAACCUAAGCGGAAUGAAGGCAAAUUCUGUGCUACUUUCAAAGGAAUAUCUGUAAAUGAGAUAGACACUCCAAAAAAGACUGCCUCUGCCACCGUUACUGUCACCAAUACUGCUAUUGCCACUGUUACUGCUACUGCCAUUGUCACUGCCACUGUCACUGCUACUGCUACCGCCACUGCCACAUCCACCACCACAACUACCACCACCACUAUUUCCACCAUCACCUCUACUAUCACUACUGGCCUUAUGGAUAGCAGUCACCUGGAGAUGACGUCCUGGGCAGCCCUGCCCCUCCUAUCCAGCAGCAGUACUAAUGUCCGGAGACCCAAGCUCACUUUUGAUGACUCGGUUCACAAUGCUGACUAUUACAUGCAAGAAGCUAAGAAGCUGAAGCAUAAGGCUGAUGCACUGUUUGAGAAAUUUGGCAAAGCUGUGAAUUAUGCUGAUGCCGCUCUGUCCUUCACCGAAUGCGGCAAUGCCAUGGAACGUGACCCUCUGGAAGCCAAGUCCCCGUAUACUAUGUAUUCCGAGACUGUGGAGCUCCUCAGGUAUGCAAUGAGGCUGAAGAACUUUGCAAGCCCCUUGGCUUCCGAUGGGGACAAAAAGCUAGCAGUGUUAUGCUACCGAUGUUUAUCACUUCUCUACUUAAGGAUGUUUAAACUGAAGAAGGACCAUGCUAUGAAGUACUCCAGAUCACUGAUGGAGUAUUUUAAGCAAAAUGCUUCAAAAGUUGCUCAGAUACAGUCUCCAUGGGUAGGCAAUGGAAAGAACACACCAUCCCCUGUGUCUCUCCACAACGUCUCUCCGAUCAACACAAUGGGGAACUGCAACAAUGGCCCUGUCACCAUUCCCCAGCGCAUUCACCACAUGGCUGCUAGCCAUGUCAACAUCACAAGCAAUGUGCUGCGGGGCUAUGAACACUGGGACAUGGCCGACAAACUGACAAGAGAUAACAAAGAAUUCUUUGGCGAUCUGGACACAUUGAUGGGGCCCCUGACCCAGCACAGCAGCAUGACCAAUCUUGUCCGCUACGUUCGCCAGGGACUGUGUUGGCUGCGCAUCGAUGCCCAUUUGUUGUAGUGGGUGCUCUCCUAUGUCUAGCAUCACUGCCCAUCACCCUACCUCUACCAGCGUACUGAUGGUCACUGGUGGAACCUCAAGCAUCUGGGAUAGUUCUCUUUGGUUGUGUUUGUUUUUUUUAUGUUUCUUUUGAUAUCUGUGAAAAACUGAAGUCAUUGUAAGUGGACACUACAACUUGAAAGCCUUGUUAUGUUUUAUUACCUUUGAGUUUUUGAUAUGCA
Messenger RNA from Dipodomys ordii (Ord's kangaroo rat), 4076 nucleotides. RefSeq names its product AF4/FMR2 family, member 2 (gene Aff2). Gene Ontology annotation, biological process: regulation of RNA splicing. The record is from RefSeq and is a predicted model, not a curated record. NCBI's taxonomy places the organism in Eukaryota, Metazoa, Chordata, Mammalia, Rodentia, Heteromyidae. Bases 31 to 3855 code for a protein of 1274 amino acids. Gene Ontology annotation, molecular function: G-quadruplex RNA binding. The transcript has 20 exons. Gene Ontology annotation, cellular component: nucleus; nuclear speck.